AUAUGAACAUCUCAGCUGCUAGAAUUUUACAAGAGAGUCAUUUACACUAUUCAAACACAAAAUGUGUUCAUAUGGAAGCCGACUGAUCCUCUCUUAGUUUAAUCACGUAUUUCGAGUAAUUCUUACCGUAAAUUGUCUUAUUCUGGGUAAAGAAGAGGUUUUAGCUGUUAUGGCUUGUAAUGAUGAAUGGCAGGUAGCAGGGCGUCGUAAAGGAGCUGCUAGAAGAGGACACCCUCCUUCAAACCCAAAACUAGACUCACACCAGGUGUCUGACUGCAAACUGGACAAACAGAAGAUGACAAACGCCAUGAAUGAACUGAGAGGAGAAAACGUCUGGAUGGAAUGGAGAGAUCUCCUGUCCAAGCGUCUUCUUUCCAAUGCUUCUGGGUCUUCAGAUCUGAAUGGAGAUGCGUCUCUUCAGCACUGUGUGUGUUAUGGUUUGGGUAACUUUGCAUCUUGUGUAUCUGCCCGAUACCAGCUAGCAAUGUUGUUACUGGUUCUAGAGACGCUCCAGAUUCCCGUGGGCAGUUGCAGUGUGUAUGAUCCGGUGUUUUCUGCGUCAGAGUGUGAUGCUCUUAAAGAGCUCGGCUUCACCGUGCUGACUGAAAAUGAGGAGGGAAAGCGCCCAGUUUAUCAACCCACCCUGUUCUACCUGAUGCAUUGUGGGAAGGCUCUGUAUAACAACCUGCUGUGGAGAAACUGGACCCCUCAGACAUUGCAAAAAAUUAUUAUAAUUGGCAACCGUUUUCAUGGCAUUCAAGAAAGGAUGCUUCAGAGAGAGUUUGAGAGAGACUACAGCUUCCUUUCAAAUGUGAUAAGUGUGUGUGACGAGACGCCUCUGCCCUGCGCACCGCGCUUCAUGGAUGUGUUCAAUGACACGGCACUCAUUCAAUUCCCUCUGGAAAAGCUGAACAAACUGCCAGAAACCAUGUGGAUUGAGCCUUCAGAGCCACUGUACCAACACUGCCAAGAUCUCGAGAUCGUCCAGAGAGAGAAAAGGAGCUGAAAACAUCACUACUUUAAACAUUGCUUAUUUUUUGUUAUAUUUUACUAGUUCGUUUCCAGUUUCUUCUUGUAUAUACAUUUGUUUUUUUUUAUUAAAAUAAUAAAAAUAAGACUUUUUUUU
Messenger RNA from Rhinichthys klamathensis goyatoka, 1126 nucleotides. RefSeq names its product SRR1 domain containing (gene srrd). Bases 170 to 1006 code for a protein of 278 amino acids. The transcript is spliced from 7 exons. Gene Ontology annotation, cellular component: cytoplasm; nucleus. Gene Ontology annotation, biological process: microtubule-based process. NCBI's taxonomy places the organism in Eukaryota, Metazoa, Chordata, Actinopteri, Cypriniformes, Leuciscidae. The record is from RefSeq and is a predicted model, not a curated record.